Gadus morhua (Atlantic cod) is the source of this 6855-nucleotide messenger RNA. RefSeq names its product Ras protein-specific guanine nucleotide-releasing factor 2b (gene rasgrf2b). The transcript is spliced from 29 exons. Bases 426 to 4358 code for a protein of 1310 amino acids. Gene Ontology annotation, molecular function: guanyl-nucleotide exchange factor activity. Gene Ontology annotation, biological process: Ras protein signal transduction. The record is from RefSeq and is a predicted model, not a curated record. NCBI's taxonomy places the organism in Eukaryota, Metazoa, Chordata, Actinopteri, Gadiformes, Gadidae. Gene Ontology annotation, cellular component: plasma membrane.
GAGAGACGGAGAGAGAGAGGGAGAGAGAAAGCGAGAGUUAACCGGUGUCAAAGCCGAUUACAGCUUAGCUCGUCUGUGAUGCGGUCACUGUCAGUCCACUUGAGGGAUCUCCCGCCUAUGAACAAGUCGCAUUUAGUCCCUUCUGCUUUUUACCCUUAAUUAUUUGUCCCAGUUGUUUUUGUUUGCAUAUCCAAACGUUUAGCACGGUAACAUGGAGCACAGGACGCGUUGGACUCCGAGGCGGACCGAGCUAGUAUGAAUUUCCCUGCAGAAGCGCGUCCACAGGCGGACCAACUUUUCCGUUGGCCACGGGUGCUAAAUCAAAGCGGAAAGUUUACGCGCGUCGGCGCGAACAUGAAUUUAGCGUAAAGACUACAUCUCCGUUUUUUUUUUGUUGAGUUGACCGUUGGGAAGGAGGAACAAAAAUGCAGAAAAGUGUCCGGUACAACGAAGGACACGCGCUGUUUCUGUCGCUGCUGGCGCGCAAGGAGGGAACCAAGCGCGGCUACCUGAGCAAGAAGACCGCGGAGAACAGCCGCUGGCACGACAAGUUUUUCGCGCUUUACCAAAAUGUGUUGUUUUACUUUGAGAACGAGCAGAGCGCGCGCCCCUCCGGGAUUUACCUGUUGGAGGGGUGCACCUGCGAGCGCGCGCCAGCCCCGAAGAUGUCCACAGCAGCGAAGGAGCCCCUUGAUAAACAGCAUUACUUCCUCAUCGUGUUCGGCCAUGACGGACAGAAGCCCCUGGAGCUGCGGAUGGAGGAGGAGAGCGAGUGUGAUGAAUGGGUGGAGGCCAUCCAGCAGGCCAGUUAUUCUGACAUAAUAAUUGAGCGUGAGGUGCUGAUGCAGAAGUACAUCCACCUGGUUCAGAUUGUAGAGACUGAGAAGGUGGCGGCCAAUCAGCUACGCACACAACUGGAGGACCAGGACACUGAGAUCGAGAGGCUGAAAUCAGAGAUUAUCGCUCUUAACAAGACCAAGGAGAGAAUGCGGCCAUACCACGUCAACCAAGAAGAAGAAGACCCAGACAUUAAGAAGAUCAAAAAGGUGCAGAGUUUCAUGCGGGGCUGGUUGUGUCGGAGAAAGUGGAAGAUCAUCGUGCAGGACUACAUCUGCUCCCCGCACGCAGAGAGCAUGAGGAAACGGAACCAGAUCGUCUUCAACAUGGUGGAGGCAGAGACAGAGUACGUGCACCAGCUGUACAUCCUGGUCAACUUCUUCCUCAGACCCCUGAGGAUGGCUGCCAGCUCAAAGAAACCCUCCAUUAACCACGAUGAUGUCAGCAGCAUUUUCCUGAACAGUGAAACCAUCAUGUUUCUACAUGAAAUUUUCCACCAAGGAUUAAAAGCUCGCAUAGCCAACUGGCCGACUCUGGUUUUGGCCGACCUGUUUGACAUCCUGCUGCCCAUGCUGAACAUCUACCAGGAGUUUGUGCGGAACCACCAGUAUAGCCUGCAGGUGCUGGCCAACUGCAAGCAGAACAGGGACUUUGACAAGCUGCUGAAGCAGUAUGAGGCCAACGGAGCCUGUGAGGGCCGCAUGCUGGAGACCUUCCUCACCUACCCCAUGUUCCAGAUCCCCCGCUACAUCAUCACCCUCCACGAGUUACUGGCACACACUCCUCAUGAGCACGUGGAACGGAAGAGUCUGGAGUUUGCUAAGUCCAAACUAGAAGAACUGUCCAGGGUGAUGCACGAUGAAGUGAGCGACACCGAGAACAUCCGUAAGAACCUGGCCAUAGAGCGUAUGAUCGUGGAGGGCUGUGACAUCCUCCUGGACACCAGCCAGACCUUCGUCAGGCAGGGUUCUCUGAUCCAGCUGCCGUCGGUAGAGCGAGGCAAGCUGAGCAAGGUGCGACUGGGCUCGCUCUCCCUGAAGAAGGAGGGCGAGCGCCAGUGCUUCCUGUUCACCAAACACUUCCUCAUCUGCACGCGCAGCUCCGGGGGCAAGCUGCACCUACUCAAGCAGGGCGGAGUUCUUUCCCUUAUCGACUGCACCCUAAUAGAAGAGACAGACGCAAGUGACGAGGAGUCUAAGAGCGGCAGCACCGUGUUCGGCCAGCUGGACUUCAAGCUGGUGGUGGAGCCGCCUGACGCCCAGGCCUUCACCGUGGUGCUGCUGUCGCCGUCGCGCCAGGAGAAGGGCGCGUGGACCAGUGAUAUCAGCCAGUGCAUAGACAACAUCCGCUGCAACGGCCUGAUGACCAGUGUGUUUGAGGAGAACUCUAAAGUCACUGUUCCCCAUAUGAUCAAAUCCGAUGUGCGUCUCCAUAAAGAUGAUGUUGACAUUUGCUUCAGCAAGACGCUCAACUCCUGCAAGGUCCCGCAGAUCCGCUACGCCAGCGUGGAGCGUCUGCUGGAGAGGUUGACCGACCUGCGCUUCCUCUCCAUCGACUUCCUCAACACCUUCCUGCACACCUACCGCAUCUUCACCACCGCUGCCGUGGUCAUGGACAAGCUGGCCGACAUCUACAAGAAGCCCUUCACCUCCAUCCCCAUCAGGGUACAGUACCACUCAUUUGAUCGUCUGUCCAUCACAUCCAUCUGUCCGGACUACAGUCUGAAGAUCAAGAAGAUAGCCUUGGACCAGCCAAAGAGCUUGGAGCUGUUCUUCGCAACCAAUCAGAACAACCGAAGCGGCGAGCACGCCAACGACAAGUCCCCUCGCCUGGCGCGCAAGUUCUCCUCCCCGCCUCCCCUGUGCAUCACCUCACGCACCUCCUCCCCGGUGCCCGCACGCAAGCUCUCCCUCCACUCCCCCGUCUCCGCCCGCGUGGGGGGUCUCGACCUGGGCAGCCCCCUGAGUCACCAGCACCACCCCCACCAGACCUCCCAGUCCGCCUCCAGCAGCCCCACGUCCUCGGGCACCCCCCUGACCCCCCAGACCCCCCCGACCCCGCAGACCCCCACCACGUCCCCCCUGCCCCCCGCCUCCACCUCCCCUCCGCCCAACGGCUCCAAGCCCCAACAGGACCAGGGCUCCCCGGGGCCCGCCUCCCCGGAGCAGGGCCCCGCCUCCACCACCCCUGAGGGGGAGGAGCUACCCAAGAUCGACCCCUUCAGCGGCAAGCUAAGGCGCAGCAUCCGCAGGGCCGUGCUGGAGUCUGCAUCGCUGGACAAGAUCACCCCAGAGUCCCGGACCCCCGUACCGGAGCCCUCUCAGAGCAGCGAUGCCGGGGGGGAGAUGUCCCCGUGUCGCUCCCCCUCAACCCCCCGUCAUCUCCGCUACAGACAGCCUGGAGCCCAGUCAGCAGAGAACUCUCGCUGCUCUGUGUCUCCUGCCUCGGCCUUCGCCAUCGCCACGGCAGCAGCAGGUCACGGGUCACCGCCAGUGUACGCUAAUGCAGAGCGGACGUGCGACAAAGACUUCAUCAUCCGAAGAGCCGCCACCAACAGAGUGCUGAACGUUCUGCGGCACUGGGUCUCUAAGCACUCACAGGACUUUGAGAUGAACGGGGAGUUGAAGAUAGGUGUAGUGUGUCUCCUCGAGGAGGUUCUCCGAGAUCCUGAUCUUCUUCCUCAGGAGAGGAAAGCUACGGCCAACAUACUGAACGCUCUCUCCCAAGAUGAACAGGAGGAUGUUCAGCUCAGGAUUGAAGACAUCCUACAAAUGGCCGAGUGUCCGAGGGCCGAGUGCUUUGAGUCUCUGCCUGCGAUGGAGCUGGCUGAACAGAUCACCCUGCUGGACCACAUUGUCUUCAGGAGCAUCCCUUACGAGGAGUUCCUGGGCCAGGGCUGGAUGAAAGUGGACAAGACAGAGAGGACCCCGUUCAUCAUGAAGACCAGCCAGCACUUCAAUGACAUGAGCAACCUGGUGGCGUCCCAGAUCAUGACCCACACGGACGUGGGCUCGCGGGCCAACUCCAUUGAGAAGUGGGUGGCCGUGGCCGACAUCUGCCGCUGCCUCAACAACUACAACGGCGUGCUGGAGAUCACCUCCGCCCUCAACCGCAGUGCCAUCUACAGGCUGAAGAAAACCUGGGCCAAGAUCAGCAAGCAGACCAAAGCUCUGAUGGACAAGCUGCAAAAAACGGUCUCGUCGGAAGGCCGGUUCAAAAACCUGCGAGAGACUCUGAAGAACUGCAACCCUCCCUGCGUGCCCUACCUGGGGAUGUACCUCACCGACCUGGCCUUCAUCGAGGAAGGAACGCCCAAUUUUACCGAGGAAGGACUCGUCAACUUUUCCAAAAUGAGGAUGAUUUCCCACAUCAUCAGAGAGAUCCGACAGUUUCAGCAAACCCCGUACAGAAUAGAGCAUCAAGUCAAGGUGACCCAGUAUCUGCUGGAUAAGACCCUGAUCAUGGACGAGGACACCCUGUACGACCUCUCCCUGAAGAUAGAGCCCCGUCUCCCCGCCUGAGGGUCCGGCUGCCAUGGGCCCAGGAGCCUGACCUCCAGACCCCCCCCCCCCCCCCUACAGCUGACCCCCAGAGAGGACGUAGGGGGGGAGUCCUUUGAGAGAAAAACAAGCCAUCGUUGACUUACUCAUCCUUUACUGAAAGUCAAAUUCGUCAUGUUUAACGAGAGAGGUGGACAAAGCGAAGCCAGAGGUGCACCAUGGGUAGAGUUUGGGAAUGCAGUGGCGUUUGUCCUCCUGAGGUCGCCUGGAUCGGGGGUCUUGUCGAGGGGCGAGAGUGCACAGUGUUCUGUGUUUCUUUGCACGCGCACAGAUGUUUAGAGGGGGUCCGCGACGUCGCACUGCGUCCGACGGUUCCGGUGUGGCCCCAUGACAUCAUCACACUUCCUUCUGGCGGGUUCCCCGGAACGCGUGCGGAUGCUCAGAGCGCUAGGAAGGCCUUGCAUGGCGUCGGGGGUGCAUGUUCCGCAGUAACGCUGAGCCGUGGAUGUUAAAAGAGAUGUAGCAUGUACAGGGGAGCGCGGCGCUGCUCCCAGGUGUUUGUGCCGUCGUCCGAGUUCCGCUGCGAUUCUGUGCCCAGUGUGUGUUGACGCAAAACGCUUAGAGCCGCCACGCUCUCAAUCGUUAUGGUUGAUGUUGAUUGAUUAUUGUUGUUGUUAUUAUUAUUAUUAUCAUUAUCAUUAUUAUUAUUAUUAUUAUUAUUAUUAUUAUUAUUAUUAUUAUUAUUAUUAUUAUUAUUAUUAUUAUUAUUAUUAUUAUCCAUAAUGAUCCUUUGGCCCGACAUCAUAGCCUCCUCUGAGACAAGGUGAAGGUUUGUUCGACACAAUGCACCGCAAACAGGCGAGAAUGUCUCCAACACUUAAAAUAUCACACUAAAGACAACCUGAGAUAAUUAGAAAGCUGAAAAUGUAUUUUUACCAUCUUUUUUACCCAAUGCUAUUUUUUUUAUUUGGACCGUGCCUCUUAUUAUUAAUGUAUUUAUAAUAACCUUUUCAUUAUGGUCGACAUGAAUGAUAAUGAUCAUUAUAUCCUGAAAGGUGCCUUCUUAGAAUUUUGAUAAAUUUCCCCCCAGCUGCAAAAAAUAUAAAACAGAGGAAAGCAUUAUUAUAAAUUCAGGAGGUUAAAAUAAUCAAUACAAUUGUUUGAAUUUACUGUAGGUUAUUUAAAAAGUUAGAUUGCAGAUUGAUGGAUUAAUUUUGAAGUCUAGACUAUUAAGUAGCAUUUGAACAGGAUACACAUCAAAGAUUUCCAACAUCAAUGUCUCACCCAAGUGGUCGAUUGUUGCAACUACAGACCUGGCCAAUCACAUCUUUAGUAUCAUUAAUUUUGAUUUAUGGCUUGAAAUAUAAACGUACUGUCCUGUACACCGGUGUGUUGUUUUUGGAUGUAGGACAAGGUUGUCUUUGCACUCUCUGAGAUGUAGCUUUGCCUGAAUGAAUAGAUCAUAGCUGUCUCCAUUGUUAUAAUUUAUUUAAUCAGAUUUAGUAGUGUUUUGUAUAUAGUGAAAACAGAAAUAGCAUAUAAUAUAUAAAGUUUAUAUGAAAAUUGUCUUGCUGUGACAUGACCAUUUUCUUUGAUUUCUUCCUCAAUUCUUGAUUUUGCAUUCCCUAGCUUAUGUAUAGUAAGAAACCUUUGUUGCAUCUAAUAUAAAAUAAAAAAAAUAGUAUUCUAAUGUUUUUAAAAAAAAUGUAGCAUUUCAGUAAUGGCAAUGUAGUAUCUAGCCGUGCAGCGUUCCUUGUGUGACGUAUCUCUGAUAUGAUGAACAUAGUUUUCCUGCACGUUCCCUACAUCUGCAUGUAGUGCAUGUCAGACCAGAGCCCCCACCUUGCUGCUUCUGUAUGUCUGUCUGUCUGUGUGUGUGUGUGUGUGUGUCUCUCUCUCUCUCUCUCUCUCUCUCUCUCUCUCUCUCUCUCUCUCUCUCUCUCUCUCUCUCUCUCUCUCUCUCUCUCUCUCUCUCUCUCUCUCUCUCUCUCUCUCUCUCUCUUUAUAGAUUAUAUAUUCAAUACUGCCAUCUCAGGCGACAUCACCGAGGACUAAAGGGAUAUUUCACCCUAUAAUGGUCCAUUUCCUAUAUUCAUUGAUGUGUUUUGAUGGAGAUUUAUCUGUUCACACUUUUUCAUCCAUUGUUGUGCGAUGCCGGGCUCUUGUCGUAACACAAUGCAUAUCAGGGCCCUGCUUGUGGAGCUUGUGGAUGAGGUCUGGGGUGGAGGUUGGAGGAUGGGGUGGUUGUGGAUAGUGGUGGUCGACUUGGUGGACUUUUCCCUUAACUACCUGUGUCUGUGUGCAUCUGUGGGGCAAAAACAUAAAACAUGGAAAAAAUAAGUUUGGGAAAAACCGGAUGCUUUGUUUUGUAUUGCAUUCUUGUUUUGUGUUUUGAUAUGUCUGUAUGUAAGAAUGUUUGUAUUUAUGUAUGUAUGUAUGUACGUUUGUUGAAAUAUUAGUUUGUAUGCUUUUACUUAUAGGUGCAGGGGAAAUAAAAUUCAACAUGCCUUAAGUGAAA